This is a messenger RNA of Eruca vesicaria subsp. sativa (arugula), 1023 nucleotides long. Lineage: Eukaryota; Viridiplantae; Streptophyta; Magnoliopsida; Brassicales; Brassicaceae. The record is from the annotation of a GenBank genome assembly.
UCCACUUCUAUCAAGAGUUCUCCAAGAAGAACACAAACACUUAAAACAUUCAACUCGUUUCCCUAUAAUCUAAACAUGGCUUCUCCCGAGCAAUCAGAGAGAAACUCCCCUGAAAAAAGCAGUGUGUCCAAGAAAGUUUCAGAGAUCUGGGCACAAAUGAACGAAGGAGUACCAAACAAACGAUUCAAUUUCGUCUCAAAGACCUCAAAAUCUCCCCCACCCGCUAAAAAAUCACCUAACAGCUACUUGAAAAGUUAUCUUGGCAUUGAAGCAAAGAAGAAGCACGAAGUUGUAGAAAAAGAAGAUAGCGUUUUGGUUAGUAGCUGUAGCGAGGAGGCUAAGCGUAUUGCUGCAGCUGCUCUAGCUGCUGUUAGAAACGCAACCGCAACUGCUGCUGCUGCUUCGAGCCGUGGCAAGGUUGAGAUAACAGAGGUUAAAGACUUUGCUGGUCAAGAAAUCGAAGUGAAGAGGUUAGUGGAAGCAGGUUCAAAGGAAGCCUCCUCCUCAUCCUCCUCUUCAGGGGUUGAUGCCGUUCUUGAACAGAUAAAAAAGAAACAGAAGCUGAGUGUUUUGGACAAGACGAAGAAAGACUGGGGAGAAUAUAAGGAGGAGAAUAAAGGUGUUGAAGAUGAGCUGGAUAAGUAUAAGAAGAGCUCUGACAAGUAUCUUGACAAAGUUUCUUUCUUGGAGAGAGCUGAUUAUAGACAGUUUGAGAAAGAGAGAGACGCUCGUUUAGCUCUUCAGUCCAAGAGAAAACUCGAUGGUGAUGACUGAUUGUGAAAGACUCUUCUUAUUAUUAUGUUGUAAGUAUUCUUGUUUUCUGGUGUGUAGAAAAGUAAACCUUGUGGCAGUUUCUUAAAGGAUUUUGUCACAUUCUUUGCAGAGAGUCUAAUAAACUGUGUUCCCGUUUGCUUGAUUCGAUUCUGUUUUCUUCUCUGGCUUGAGUGUAUGUAUGUUGAAGAAUGAAGAGACACAAUGAAUAGGCUUGCACUGCAACAUAAGCUCACACUUAUACUUCUAACC